AUACUUCACGUGAAAAUAUAAAAAGAAUUCGUGAUAUUUUUUUUCUUUAAUGUGUUAAUUUCUCUUAUAAUUUAGGUAAAUUUUGGGGAUGUUUAUGUCAACUUUAUACAAGAAACGACCAGAGCCAACUUCAAAACAAAAAUUAUUGUUUACAGUUGACGAUUCUUUGGUCAAGCUCUUUGAAUAUCUGACUUUAGAAUUCAGCUGCAGGAAGCUUAUAACACCAAAAUGGAAAGAUUUUCGAAGUCAAAAACUUCAAUUUGAUCAAAAGACUCGUUUAAAUAAUGCUAUAUGGAGAGGAUGGCAUAUACAAUACAAAAUGAAGAAAAAAGCACGCUUUUUUCAAUUUGCUGCACCUUUCUCAGAUGAAUCAGUGCAUAGUACAUCACAAGCUGUAAUAUUAGAUGGAAAGUAUUGGAAACGUCGUCUUGAUAGAGUAACCAGAAAAUUCAAAAAAUGGCGAAAGUUUUUAUAUAAAGAAAAACUUCUAAAGAAUUGUACAACAAAAAAAGAAGAUUUGGAAGACUCAGACGAGGAUAUAUUUGAAAUUGAUGACAAAGAAAAAAAAAUAAGUAAUGACAAUUCAAAAGUCAGUGAUGUACUUGAUAUUGAAGAUCCUUCGACAUUAAAUGGUUCAGCAAUGUAUGCUCUUUCGGACACUCUUUUCUCUAGUGUGGGUACAGAUAAACUUAAACCUUUUGAAGAUUCUUUCUUAUCAUUUUAUAAAGAUUCAUCUGUGAUGAUCCAGCCAACUAUUGAUCAUUUGAACCCUUGUUUUGAUGAAUUGAUGGAAAAUUUUGAUUUCCUGUUCUCUGACUGUUCUACCAUACCUCCGGUUGAUAUUAUUCAUUCUGGUGAUAUGCUAAGUUCUAAUGUAUCAUAUGAUGACUCGUCUUCUCAAUCGUUUGGCAAUUCCUACUUUUCGAUACACAACUCAAAAACAUUAGAGACAGACGGAAGAUAUUCUUUAAAUGAACAUUUUAAUAAUACUAAAAAUAAUUUUCCUCAACCUCUGGGCAAUAAAGGUAUGUUGUUAAAAAAUUCAUGCACGCAUGAUUCACUAAAAGGUUCUUUUCAAGACUUGCCUCCUCAACUUCAGGCGCCUAACUUGACUGCUCAUUUACAAUCUGUAAUGUUGUCUAAAACCCCAGUUAAUUUAAAAAUUUCAUCAGAGUCUUCUGUAAUCCAUAGUAAGCGAACAACAUCACAAAUUGAGAAUGUCUCACUUCCCCAAAAAAAGCCACGCAGAAAAAAAAGUUUAAGUGAAUCGAAUGAACCAGUUUCUAUAAUUCCUUCUCAGUCAUCUUAUUUACAAAAACUCUCCACUCAUAUUCAACCUAAAUCAAGUUUUAGUAUAUCUGAUAAUAAUUUGACUAUCAAUAGUAAUACUGGAAAGAAUCAGGAACAAUCUAAUUUUAUCUGUGACUCGAGUUCUUCAUUUCAACAGUCAAACUAUUCUUUACAACCUACUUCUUCUACUUCACAGAAUUGUAAUGUGAAAACUCAAAAUCAAGAGAAUAUUAUUACACCUGUUAUAAAUGAUCAACAGUUGUUAACCCUAGCUACUUUAUUACAAUGCUCUCAACCCACUCAAAGCACAGAAGCAACACUUGCUUAUUUAGAACUUUUACAACAGCAAGUGCAAUUGUUGGUUAAACAGCAGCAAGAGCAGUUACAGAUGAAGUAUCAAAUUCAACAGCACUCUGAAAGAGUUAUUAAACAACAUGAAUAUCAGUUGCAACCUAUUGAGCAAUCAGUGCCUGAUUGUAUGCUGCAACACCAGAGUCAUUCAACAUAUUUGCAACAGAACCCUCAAGUUCUUCAGCAUCGUCAGUCUGUUAUAGGUUCUACUCUUGGAAAUCAGACAAUAAUGAAUGCAUGUCCCUUAAAAGAUCUUUCUUCAGAAGAAGCAAUAGCUACAUAUAAAUUUACAAAAUCAGAAAAUAAAACAGUUUCUCUAAUGGAAAAUAAAAGUUCAACAGUUAAGAUUUCAAGCCAAAAUUCUUUAAAAAAAUCAUUACAUUGCAAACUUGACAUAAAACCAUCAGAAUCAACUCUUUGCAAUGCAGCAGUUUCACAUAAUGAAUCGUGUACUCCAAAGUAUUCUACUGUAUCUUCACCUGAUCAACAUAUGAGUGAUAUGUCAAAAUCACCUUUUAAUAAUGUUGAUUGGAACAGUUAUGAAAAAGAACAGUGGAAACCUCCAACAACAUUGGAUAGUGCUAUUGCAUUAGUAGCAUUAAGGGAUGGAGCACCAUCAAUGAAUUCUUAUUACAAUUUGCAUCAUACAACCACUGUUCAAAGUUCUGAUAUAUCAAGUUCAUUGCGUCAAUACAAUGAAAAGUUACCAAAGAUAAUAGAAGAGGAACAAAAACGUAAGUUGCAUCUCACUGCUGAACAAAAGAGAAGAAGCAUUAUAAAAAAUGCUUUUGAAGAUUUGGCUGCCUUGUUACCAACUUCUAAAGAUACCAAUCAAGCUAAUAAACUUACAAAUGCAUCUAUUCUGCAAAAAACGUGUGACUAUGUUAAUGAAUUGCAACGAAAAAAAAAAGCACAGGAGUUUCGAAUUAACCAAUUGAAGCAAGAGAUAGAACAAUAUAAGAUAUCAAUUGGUGAAUGUCAGAACAAAAUACCAGAACUAAGCUCUUCAGAACUACUCCCUCAGAAAGCUUCAGACAGUGUAGAAAAAGAUUUCGUUGCUUUCUGCAAGGAGCUUAUCUAUGCAAAUCCAAAAUCCUGGAUUUUUUGUCAAAUAAUGCGCCCAUUGUUUAAUUCUUAUAACAGCACCGUCGCAACAAAAACUGUAGAUCAAUUUGUAUCCUCAGUUAUGACGUGGUUCGAGAAAUAUUUUAUGCUUUCAGCUAUUCGUACAAUUGUGUUGAAUACGUUGACAAAACUCAGUACAAGCACCUCAUUACUAGAUGAUCCGAGCUGCUUAAUCGAACUGGUAAACGUUGCUGUCAGAGAAAAUGAUCCGACUUUAAUUCCUUCUAUUUCUACGAAACGAUAAUUUCAGCUUGCACUAAUUCUUUUUUUUUAACCGUUUUUGUUGAAGGUUUUUUUUCUAAGUUUUAUAUUUUUAUAAAAAUAAUUUUAAUAUUUAUAUUGAAAGCGCUUUGUUUUUCUGAGAUUUUUUAAAUUUUUAUUUGUUAUGGUGAUCUAACUGAUAAUUUUUUUAAACUCUAUUUUAAAUGGUAGUGGUAAAAAUGAGUAACUUUUUUAAAAUGUAAUAUUUUGAAAAUACAUUUGAAGAAAUAUAUUCAAAUAAAAAUCUA
Molecule: messenger RNA, 3275 nt
Organism: Hydra vulgaris (swiftwater hydra)
Lineage: Eukaryota; Metazoa; Cnidaria; Hydrozoa; Anthoathecata; Hydridae
Product: MLX-interacting protein
Biological process (GO): regulation of transcription by RNA polymerase II
Cellular component (GO): nucleus
Molecular function (GO): DNA-binding transcription factor activity, RNA polymerase II-specific; RNA polymerase II cis-regulatory region sequence-specific DNA binding; protein dimerization activity
Source: RefSeq, a predicted model, not a curated record